This is a messenger RNA of Belonocnema kinseyi, 2208 nucleotides long. Its product is annotated as ATP-binding cassette sub-family G member 1-like. Bases 202 to 2106 code for a protein of 634 amino acids. Lineage: Eukaryota; Metazoa; Arthropoda; Insecta; Hymenoptera; Cynipidae. The transcript has 11 exons. Gene Ontology annotation, cellular component: plasma membrane. The record is from RefSeq and is a predicted model, not a curated record. Gene Ontology annotation, molecular function: ABC-type transporter activity; ATP binding; ATP hydrolysis activity.
GUCUACAGUCGAGUCUCUAGUCGCGAGACUUUCACUUUGACGAUUCAGUCUUCAUGUUGUGGUAGACUGAAAAAAAUCGACAAUGUGCAUAUUUUCGUCUUAAAAGAGAAAACAUUCAAUCUUUCUAUGUUAAUACAAAAAGUGCAAAAGCGCAAUAUUCAUAAAAAAGUUAAAUAGUGCUAGUGUACAGUUAAUUUCACAAUGGAGGCCCUAGAUGAUGAUUCGAAUGAGAAGAUGAAAUCGGAUUCUGAAGAGUGUGUAGUUGAUUUGGCGUCUUAUAAAAAAUUAUUAAAUCAAGAAAGCAUUGCUGCUCGAAGAACCAAAGUUUGCAUCCAAUUUAAUGAUUUGGGAUGCAGUUUUCGAUGCGAAAAAGGUAAGCCGAAAGACAUUUUAAAAGGUGUUUCUGGUCGUUUUCGGCCUGGAAGGUUAACAGCAAUUCUUGGACAAUCUGGCGCCGGUAAAACCACUUUGCUGAAUAUUAUUGCUGGACAACAAGCGUCCAAUCUUCGAGGCUCAAUUAGAAUGAAUGGAAUUGAAAAACCUUUUGAGUCCCUACAAAAACAGUGCUGUUAUGUUCCUCAGGAAAUUGAACUAAUGCCACUGCUUACAGUCAAGGAAACACUUUCCAUAGCUGCCCAAUUAAAAUUGGGCCGGCCGCAUACUUCGGAUUCCCGAGAAUUGAUAGUCAACGAGGUAGCUAAUAAACUCGGUUUAAAUGAUUGCUUGGAUACACUAGCAAAAAGUCUGAGUGGUGGCGAAAGAAAACGUUUGUCAAUUGCAGUUGAGGUGCUUACAAAUCCUCCAGUCAUGCUAUUGGAUGAACCAACUAGUGGGCUAGACAGUACAGCAUCUAAACAGGUUAUUGCUUUACUGCACUCUUUAGCACAAAGUGAUUGCACCAUUGUAUGUUCCGUACAUCAACCUAGCAGUCAAUUGAUAUCACAAUUCGAUGAUAUUUUUGUGCUCAGUCAAGGCAGGUGCCUUUAUUGUGGUCCACGAGAAAAAAUUGUCGAAACUUUUAAUGAAGCUGGAUUUGCAUGUCCCAAUUUUUAUAAUAUAGCGGAAUUCGUUUUGGAGGUAGUAACUGAACAAAGGGAAGGCAAUUUAUCGGUCCUUCGUAAACUUAACUUUGAAAAUAGUCAGUUUUCCGCCAAUGAAUCGCAAUACAUUACUGAAUACAAAAACUGUAUAAACAACCAAUGGUUUCAACCGGAAUAUUCAGAAAAUGGGGAAGAUUCCAAAGUUCAGACAAGGCGUUACGCUGCAUCUUGUUGGGAUCAGUUAAAAGUUCUUCUAAAACGAGCCUUUCUUUGUAUUCGCCGUGAUAAAACAAUGACAAUGCUACGACUGGCAGCUCACUUUAUAGUAGCAGUUUUACUAGGGAUGGUAUUUUACAAAUUUGGUGAAGAGGCGAGUAAAGUCCAAAGCAAUGUAGCCUGUCUUUUUUUCUUCCUGCUUUUCCUAUUCUUCGCAAAUGCCAUGCCGGCCGUGCAAAUGUUUCCCAUUGAAGCAGCAGUAUUCGUGAGGGAAAAUUCGAAUAAUUGGUACACUCUGCACUCUUAUUAUAUCUCUAAAGUUCUCUCAGAUCUACCCAUGCAGAUACUUUGUCCUUCCAGCUUUUUAAUAAUUGCUUACUAUAUGACUGGGCAACCACCUGAAGUGAUGAGAUUUUUUCAAACUUGGGUUAUUUGUGUACUCAUGGCCAUUCUCGCCCAGUCUUUAGGAAUCGCUACUGGAGCAACAUUUAAUACUGACGCGGGAAUGUUUUUAGUGCCUGCACUAAAUAUUCCAAUGUUUCUUUUUGCUGGCUUCUUCCUGAAGUUGGGAGAAGUGCCAAUUUACCUUCGAUUUUUGUCUACAAUCAGUUUUUUCAGAUAUGCUUUCGAGGGUAUUUUGCAAGCUAUUUAUGGUUCCGAUCGACCUGCUCUUAAAUGUUCCACUGAUUUGUGUGUUAUGCAGUCACCUCGACGAAUUCUCAAGCAGUUGAAUAUGCCAUCAGUCUCAUUUUGCACUAUAAAUUUAGCCUUAAUCGGCUGGAUUAUUUUCCUUCACAUUUCUAUUUAUUCAGUUCUUCGAUGGAAAUUACGUUUGGCUACAAAACGAUGAAAACAAAAAAUGGUUUUAUGUUUAUCAUGAUUUUUUAUGUUUAUGAUGAUAUUGGUUAAUAUAUAUUUUUCAUGAAAUCAAUUUAUGGCAACUUCUGAAAUC